Molecule: messenger RNA, 801 nt
Organism: Penicillium argentinense
Lineage: Eukaryota; Fungi; Ascomycota; Eurotiomycetes; Eurotiales; Aspergillaceae
Product: putative pyroglutamyl peptidase type I
Exons: 2
Coding region: 1-801 (266 amino acids)
Biological process (GO): proteolysis
Source: RefSeq, a predicted model, not a curated record
AUGGGAGACUUCGGCGCUGUGACCCAAACCCAAACGUCCACGCCAGCAGGCACGCCCUGUCCCGCGCCCACGUCUAGAGAGAUAUCCGUCCUAAUCACGGGUUUUGGGCCCUUCAAAACCAACCUGGUCAACGCCUCCUACCUAAUCGCAUCCUCGCUCCCAUCCUCCUUCGCCUACCCAACCAAAGAUGGCAUCGACCGUCGCGUCUCGCUCCAUGUCCACCCAACCCCCAUCCCGGUAGCAUACGCCACAGUUCGGGAAACCCUACCGACGAUCCUGGAAGAGUACGCUGCCGCGCACGAUAAUCGACGCCCAGAUCUCAUCAUCCACAUCGGCAUCGCCUCGCCGCGCCUGUACUACUCCGUAGAAUCAUUGGCGCACCGCGACGACUACAACAUCACCGAUAUCAACGGGCGCUCCGGCUACGAGGACGGCGAAAAGCGGUGGAGAGGACUGGGGCUGCCGCCAAUCUUAAAGCCUGGCCCUGCGGACCCAUCCACCCCGGGCGUGCUGUCCAACCCGUCUCCACCGGGCGACCACUUCUUGGAAUGCUGGAAGGAGCUCGCGCCGCCUGAUACGGAUAUUCGCAUCUCCCAUGAUGCCGGCCACUACCUCUGCGACUUUAUUUACUAUACCAGUAUGUCGCUGGCGUUCCGGGCGGGUCAUGAUCGGAAUGUGCUCUUUUUGCAUGUUCCCGGUGCGUCGGAGGAUGCGAAUAUCGAGCGCGGUCGCAAGGUUGCUAUUGCUCUUAUCAAGAGUAUGGUUACUUGCUGGAUUGAUGAGAAGCAUGUCGCUGUUUAG